UUUACUUCCGAGUCGACGUCCGCCUCUAGCAACUUACCGCAAUGCCCAUCGGAAUCCACCGUUAUAUGUCAUCAUGAUACGCUCACGUCUUAUACAACGUACUAGGGCCAUGUCUACCGCAGCACCAUUGAAAGCUGCCCCCAAACUUCCGCGCCUGCCUGUCCCGGAGCUCAGCGAAACGCUUGGUCGAUAUCUCGACUCCCUCAAGCCAUUCCUCCAUGAGCAAGAAGCAAGAGGAGGCCAGCCAUUCGAGAAGAGCUUUGCUCAGCGCAUGCAAUGGGCUAAGGAGUUCGAGAAUGGGAUUGGUCAGAAAUGUCAAGAGCGUCUACACGCUCUCGACCGGGCGUCUCCUCACAACUGGCUUGACGACAACAUUUGGCUCAAGUAUGCCUACUUGCAAGGCAGAGACCCACUCGUUGUUAACUCAAAUUGGUGGCUAGCAUUCCUCGACGACUCCAACAUCCCCAAAGCCCUUCCGACGCAAGGAGUAUCACCCUGGCAAGUAAGGCGGGCAGCAUGGCUCGUCCAUCGUUGCCUUGAAUAUCGGGAAAAACUCCUCUCAGGCGGCCUAGAACCUGAUGCCUCUCGGACGGGAAUAUGGUUGCGCGAGAACGUCGACCGAAUGUUCAACAACUGUCGAAUACCCCUGUCCAGAUGUGAUGCUCUUAUAGAGAAAGCACAGUCUCCUGCAUCUCACCAAAUACUGGUCAUGUUGCAUGACUUCAUGUACGCGGUCACCGUUACGACACCUGAAGACCCCCUUGUUCCUCUCCCGUUCGAAGCCAUUGAGCAAAGACUAGGCGAAAUUGUUGUAGACGUCCAGCGUCGGGUAUCCUCGGGAGAAAGGGCCGUUCCUGUUGGCGUCCUCACCGCUGAUCAGAGAGACCGCUGGGCGGAGAAUUGUCAAUACCUUAGGAAUAUAUCCCCCGUCAACCGGACAAGUCUUAAUAUCAUAGAGCAAUCACUCUUCCUACUUUCCCUCGACCAUUACACACAUAGCUCAUCCUCUUCAUCCACCAAGUCUGCAUCUUCAUCCCCCUCUUCCGAAAUAGACGAUCACCUUCACCACAUCCGCAGCUCUCAUGACGCUCGCAAUCGAUGGUUCGACAAAACCAUCACACUCAUUGUCGAUUCUUCCGCUCGUGCGGGUGCCAUGGGCGAGCACUCGCCCUGCGAUGCUCUGAUACCCAGCAUCGUUGCCGAAUACGCUUGUGUCGAAAAUGUUCCAGAAUCACCCCCACCUCCCUUACCAUCUUCGUCUGCCAGCUCUCAUCGGUCCCAAGCCCCCGUUGAGCAAUAUGGCUGGGCACCAUUACCAUUCGUCACCGAUUUGCGCAUAGAACACGCGUGCACCGUCGCUCAAGACACCGCUCGCGCUCUUAUUGCUGAUUCGGAUGACAGCGUACUAUGGUUCGAAGACUACGGCUCAGAUUGGAUGAAGUUCGCUCGCCAGUCUCCUGAUGCAUAUGUUCAACUUGCACUGCAGCUUGCCUGGUAUCGCUCUCGCGGCAGCUUCACGGCGACAUACGAAACGGUUUUGACCCGGAUGUUUGACCACGGUCGAACCGAAACAAUUAGAAGCUACACGGCCGAAGGGCGGGAAUGGGUCCUGUCAAUGAGGGACAAGCAUCGAACGGAGCGGCAAUCAUCACUGCUGUCUCGUGCUGUCCAGGCACACGUCAAGCUGACUCGCAUGGGUGCAACCGGCCGUGGUAUUGACAGGCACCUCCUUGGUCUGCGGCUCAUGCUGCGUGCUGACAAGGGUGAGCGUGCCGAUCUGUUUGAAGAUGAAUUCUUCAGCAAGAGUCAAGAAUGGAAGUUGAGUACGAGUGGCUUGAGUGCUGGUCAUUACUUCAAAGGAACUGGGUUUGGUGCCGCAUAUCAGGAUGGCUAUGGCAUCAACUAUCUGAUUGCCCCAUCAAUGAUCAAGUUUUGUAUUGAGUCAAAGUUUUCGAGUGCUGACACCUCCACCACUGAAUUCAAGAGUGAGAUCACUCAGGCUUUGGCUGACAUGAAGUCCCUCUGUAACAUGUCAAUAGGGACACCUACCGCUCAUUCUAGAGACAAUAAUGUAUCUGCUAGAUUAUAACCAUUGUCAAAAGACUUGCAUCACC
This is a messenger RNA of Coniophora puteana RWD-64-598 SS2, 2114 nucleotides long. RefSeq names its product acyltransferase ChoActase COT CPT. Lineage: Eukaryota; Fungi; Basidiomycota; Agaricomycetes; Boletales; Coniophoraceae. The transcript has 8 exons. Gene Ontology annotation, molecular function: acyltransferase activity. The record is from RefSeq and is a predicted model, not a curated record. Bases 110 to 2089 code for a protein of 659 amino acids.